Molecule: messenger RNA, 1224 nt
Organism: Trichosporon asahii var. asahii CBS 2479
Lineage: Eukaryota; Fungi; Basidiomycota; Tremellomycetes; Trichosporonales; Trichosporonaceae
Exons: 3
Coding region: 1-1224 (407 amino acids)
Biological process (GO): DNA catabolic process
Molecular function (GO): endonuclease activity; nucleic acid binding
Source: RefSeq, a predicted model, not a curated record
AUGAAGACAACGGCGCUUGCUCUCGCGGCAGCCGCAUUCGCACCCAAUGUGCUCGCGUGGGGUGCCGCAGGACACGAAAUCGUCGCAACCAUCGCUGAGAUUCACCUAUACCCGGAAGUCAAGGAGAAGCUAUGCCACAUUCUGCCGCCCGAGGCAGAAUGUCACCUUGCACCCGUCGCGGCGUGGGCAGACACGGUACGCGGCCGGUACCCGGGGACCGGUCCCAUGCACUAUGUUAACCCGAAGGAGGACAACCCCGGAACGCAUUGCACGUUCGGCGAGCACGGCUGGAUCAACGAGGACGUCAACGUUCUCACGGCCAUCGUGAACAAGACCGAGGCUCUUCGCGGUGGUGGCGGCGGGGACAUCAACCUGCGUUUCCUGAUCCACCUUAUGGGCGACCUGCACCAGCCUCUGCACCUGACGGGCCGCGACCGCGGCGGCAACAACGCGCGGUUCAAGUUUGAGGGCCGUGUGCGCUCUCUGCACAGUGUCUGGGACUCUGGUAUUCUGCUGAAGAACAUCCGCGAGUUCUCCAACUACACCGCGCCUCUGCCGAGCAAGCACAUUGAGGAGGCGCUCCCCGGCGCCAUCUUCGACAGCUACGUCCGCUGGAUUGUCUGGGAGGGUAUCAGGCAGUGGUGGCCGAACGUGCAGGAGGAGUGGCUGGCCUGCCCCGCCGACGGAGACCCGUACCCGCACUCCCUGCUCGAGGACAUCCCCCGCAACGAAGUCGACCACGGCGAGUGGUACCGCUCCGCUGUCGACUAUGCGCACGGCGCGGUCGGAUACCUCCCCAACGCGCUCGGUGACGUGAUCCGCCUCAGUAUCCCGGCGCCUGUCGAGGUCGGCGAGGGCAUGCGCGACGCCCUCCUCGAGCUCCACCCCAAGAACGAGCCGAAGCACAUCGGCCCCGCUUGCCCUUACACGUGGGCGCGCGAGAUCCACGGCACGAACUGCGCCCACGCCUGGCCGCUCGAGUACGACCCCCACGGCCCGCUCAUCGAGCUCGACACGGACGAGUACCUCGGCAAGAUUGGCCGGGCCAAGGUCCUCGAGCGCCUAUUUGCCAUGGGCGGACUGCGCCUCGCAAAGGUCCUGAACGAGGCCGUCAGCGACGGCAAGCUCAAGGGCGUCUACGUCAACUACCCCAAGUACGAGGCUGAGAAUGAGACCGCCGAGGCGCGGCCGAGCGCAGAGACGAGGCGCACCGCCGAGCUCUAG